Molecule: messenger RNA, 4553 nt
Organism: Molossus molossus (Pallas's mastiff bat)
Lineage: Eukaryota; Metazoa; Chordata; Mammalia; Chiroptera; Molossidae
Gene: BAZ1B
Product: bromodomain adjacent to zinc finger domain 1B
Exons: 19
Coding region: 6-4511 (1501 amino acids)
Biological process (GO): chromatin remodeling
Cellular component (GO): WICH complex
Molecular function (GO): histone H2AXY142 kinase activity; protein binding
Source: RefSeq, a predicted model, not a curated record
CCGCGAUGGCGCCGCUCCUGGGCCGCAAGCCGUUCCCGCUGGUGAAGCCGCUUCCCGGCGAGGAACCGCUCUUCACUAUCGCGCACACUCAGGAGGCCUUCCGCACCCGGGAAGAGUAUGAAGCCCGCUUGGAAAGAUACAGUGAGCGCAUUUGGACAUGUAAGAGUACUGGAAGUAGUCAGCUAACACACAAGGAGGCCUGGGAGGAGGAACAGGAAGUUGCUGAACUUUUGAAGGAAGAGUUUCCUGCCUGGUACGAGAAACUUGUUCUGGAAAUGGUUCACCAUAACACAGCCUCCUUAGAGAAGUUAGUAGAUACUGCUUGGUUGGAGAUCAUGACCAAAUAUGCUGUGGGAGAAGAGUGUGACUUUGAGGUUGGGAAGGAAAAAAUGCUCAAGGUGAGGAUUGUGAAGAUUCAUCCUUUGGAGAAAGUGGAUGAAGAGGCCACUGAGAAGAAAUCUGAUGGUGCCUGUGAUUCUCCCUCAAGUGACAAAGAGAAUUCUAGCCAAAUUGCUCAGGAGCAUCAGAAAAAGGAAGCAAUUUUAAAAGAGGAUGAAGGGAGAAGAGAGAAUAUUAAUGACAGAGCACGUAGAUCUCCACGAAAACUCCCUACUUCAUUAAAAAAAGGAGAAAGGAAAUGGGCUCCUCCAAAAUUUCUGCCUCACAAAUAUGAUGUGAAACUACAAAAUGAAGAUAAGAUCAUCAGUAAUGUACCAGCAGACAGCUUGAUUCGGACAGAACGCCCACCAAAUAAGGAGAUACUUCGAUACUUUAUACGGCAUAAUGCCUUACGGGCUGGCACUGGUGAAAAUGCACCUUGGGUGGUAGAAGAUGAAUUGGUGAAGAAGUAUUCCCUACCUAGCAAGUUCAGUGACUUUUUACUUGAUCCAUACAAGUAUAUGACUCUCAACCCUUCUACUAAGAGGAAGAAUACUGGAUCCCCAGAUAGGAAGCCCUCAAAGAAAUCCAAGACAGAUAACUCUUCUCUGAGUUCGCCACUAAAUCCUAAGUUAUGGUGUCAUGUACACUUGAAGAAAUCCUUGAAUGGCUCACCACUUAAAGUGAAGAACUCAAAGAAUUCCAAAUCUCCAGAAGAGCAUCUGGAAGAAGUGAUGAAGAUGAUGUCAACCAAUAAACUACAUGCUAACUUUCACAUUCCCAAGAAAGGCCCACCUACCAAGAAACCAGGGAAGCACAAUGACAAACCUUUGAAAACAAAGGGCAGAAGCAAAGGCAUUCUGAAUGGACAGAAAUCCACAGGUAAUUCCAGAUCUCCAAAAAAGGGCCUGAAGACUCCUAAAACCAAAAUGAAGCAGAUGACUUUGUUGGAUAUGGCCAAAGGCACUCAGAAGAUGACACGAACCCCACGGAAUUCUGGGGGUACACCCAGGUCCUCUAGUAAACCUCAUAAACAUCUGCCUCCUGCAGCCCUACACCUUAUUGCCUACUACAAAGAAAACAAAGACAGGGAGGACAAGAAGAGUGCCCUGUCCUGUGUUAUCUCCAAAACAGCCCGUCUUCUCUCUAGUGAAGAUAGAGCUCGUCUCCCAGAAGAAUUGCGAAGUAUUGUUCAAAAACGCUUUGAGCUUCUAGAGCACAAAAAAAGAUGGGCCUCUAUGUCUGAAGAGCAACGCAAGGAAUAUUUGAAAAAGAAACGAGAGGAGUUAAGAGAAAAGUUGAAGGAGAAAGCCAAAGAGCGGAGAGAAAAAGAAAUGCUUGAGAAACUAGAAAAACAGAAGCGAUAUGAGGACCAAGAGUUAACUGGCAAAAACCUUCCAGCAUUUAGAUUGGUGGAUACCCCUGAAGGACUACCCAACACACUCUUUGGGGACGUGGCCAUGGUUGUGGAGUUCUUGAGCUGUUAUUCUGGACUACUCUUACCAGAUGCUCAGUAUCCCAUUACUGCUGUGUCCCUUAUGGAAGCCUUGAGUGCAGAAAAGGGUGGCUUUUUAUACCUGAAUAGAGUGUUGGUCAUCCUGUUACAGACCUUAUUACAAGAUGAAAUAGCAGAAGACUAUGGUGAAUUGGGAAUGAAGCUGUCGGAAAUCCCUCUGACUCUACAUUCGGUUUCAGAGCUGGUGCGGCUCUGCUUGCGCAAAUCUGAUGUUCAGGAGGAAAGUGAGGGCUCAGAUACAGAUGGCAAUAAAGAUUCAGCACCAUUUGAGGACAAUGAAGUACAAGAUGAGUUCUUAGAGAAGCUGGAAACCUCUGAAUUUUUUGAGUUAACAUCGGAAGAGAAGCUACAGAUUUUGACAGCACUCUGCCACCGGAUUCUCAUGACAUACUCCGUGCAAGACCACAUGGAAACCAGACAGCAGAUGUCUGCUGAGUUGUGGAAGGAACGGCUUGCUGUAUUAAAGGAAGAAAAUGAUAAGAAGAGAGCAGAGAAACAGAAACGGAAAGAAAUGGAAGCCAGAAAUAAAGAAAAUGGAAAAGAGGAGAAUGGGUUAGGCAAAACUGAUAGGAAAAAAGUUGUGAAAUUUGAGCCCCAGGUAGAUAUGGAAGCUGAAGACAUGAUUAGUACUGUGAAGAGCAGACGGCUGCUUGCCAUUCAGGCUAAGAAGGAGCGGGAAAUCCAGGAGAGAGAAAUGAAAGUGAAACUAGAACGCGAAGCUGAAGAAGAACGAAUCCGAAAACACAAAGCAGCUGCUGAGAAGGCAUUCCAGGAGGGAAUUGCCAAGGCAAAACUAGUCAUGCGUAGGACUCCUAUUGGUACAGAUCGAAACCAUAAUAGAUACUGGCUCUUCUCAGAUGAAGUUCCAGGAUUAUUCAUUGAAAAAGGCUGGGUACAUGACAGCAUUGACUACCGAUUCAGCCAUCACCGCAAAGACCAUACUGAGUCUCCUGAUGAGGAUUACUGUCCCCGUAGUAAGAAAGCAAACCUAGGCAAAAAUAUAAGCGUGAACAUACAACAUGGACCAGCUACAGACAUUGCUGUAGAGACCACCAUACCCAAACAAGGACAGAAUCUAUGGUUUUUAUGUGAUAGCCAGAGAGAACUGGAUGAGUUGCUAAAUUGCCUUCACGCUCAGGGAAUAAGAGAAAGUCAGCUUAAAGAAAGACUAGAGAAGAGUUUCUUUAUUUCCCCUCCUGCUUGCCCUUACUUUUCUAGGUACCAGGACAUUAUUCAUUCUAUUCAUCUGGCCCGGAAGCCAAAUUUGGGUCUAAAAUCUUGUGAUGGCAACCAGGAGCUCUUAAACUUUCUUCGUAGUGAUCUCAUUGAAGUUGCAACAAGGUUACAAAAGGGGGGUCUUGGUUAUGUGGAAGAAACAUCGGAAUUUGAAGCUCGGGUGAUCUCUUUAGAGAAACUUAAGGAUUUUGGUGAGUGUGUGAUUGCCCUUCAAGCCAGUGUCAUAAAGAAGUUUCUCCAAGGCUUCAUGGCUCCCAAGCAAAAAAGAAGAAAACUCCAAAGUGAAGAUUCAACAAAGACUGAAGAGGUAGAUGAAGAGAAAAAAAUGGCAGAGGAAGCAAAGGUUGCAUCUGCUCUAGAAAAAUGGAAGACAGCAAUCCGUGAAGCUCAGACCUUUUCCAGAAUGCAUGUUCUACUUGGGAUGCUUGAUGCCUGUAUCAAGUGGGAUAUGUCAGCAGAAAAUGCUAGAUGCAAAGUUUGUCGAAAGAAAGUUUAUCUCCUUGCAGGUGAGGAUGACAAACUGAUCUUGUGUGAUGAGUGUAAUAAAGCCUUCCACCUGUUUUGUCUGAGGCCGGCCCUCUAUGAAGUACCAGAUGGUGAGUGGCAGUGCCCAGCUUGCCAGCCUGCUACUGCCAGGCGCAACUCCCGUGGCAGGAAUUAUACUGAAGAGUCUGCCUCUGAGGACAGUGAAGAUGAUGAGAGCAAUGAAGAAGAAGAAGAGGAAGAAGAGGAGGAGGAGGAAGAAGAUUAUGAGGUGGCUGGUUUGCGAUUGAGACCUCGAAAGACUGGCCGGGGCAAGCAGGGUGUCAUCCCCCCUGUGGCAAGGCCAGGCCGACGACCGGGUAAGAAGCCACAUUCUACCACCAGGAGGUCUCGGCCAAAGGCACCACCUGUGGAUGACACUGAGGUUGAUGAGCUGGUGCUUCAGACCAAGCGGAGCUCCCGGAGGCAAAGCCUGGAAUUGCAGAAGUGUGAAGAGAUCCUCAACAAGAUUGUGAAGUACCGCUCCAGCUGGCCUUUCAGGGAGCCUGUGACCAGAGAUGAGGCUGAGGACUACUAUGAUGUGAUCAGCCACCCCAUGGAUUUCCAGACAAUGCAGAACAAAUGUUCCUGUGGGAGCUACCGCUCUGUGCAAGAGUUUCUUACUGACAUGAAGCAAGUGUUUACCAAUGCUGAGCUUUACAACUGCCGAGGCAGCCAUGUGCUAAACUGCAUGGUGAAGACAGAACAGUGUCUAGUGGCUCUGUUGCAUAAACACCUUCCUGGCCACCCAUAUGUUCGUAGGAAACGCAAGAAGUUUCCUGAUCAGCUUGCUGAAGAUGAAGGGGACAGUGAGCCAGAGACCAUUGGACAGUCUAGGGGACGAAGACAGAAGAAAUAGAGAGGUGGGGCCCUGGUAAGGGAGAGGGAGCUGAGGUUGGGA